AUGACCAAGGCAGUCGACGACAGCGUGGACCAGUUUCAGCAGCUGACAGUUCAGGAAAUGGGAGAUGCCAAGGUUACGUUUGGCAAAGCCCACAUGGGGCGAACCUAUCUGGAAAUGUGGUUGGAGGAGCAAAAUUGGAUCAAAUGGUUCAUCAGGACCUACUCAGACAGCCAAAAAGUGGAACAUCGAAAGCUCCUGAUUUAUGUCGAGAAGAUGAUAUCAGCUCACGAACUAGAGCACAAACUGCCUCCGAUGGAGUCCAUGACACAGGGAGUUGUCAUGCCACGCUGCAAAGGGCAACCGAAAGCCAAGGCAUCCACAGCCGUGGACCCUUUCAUGUUCAUGGAAGCCAGCUCCAACAUCGGGACCGAGCAGUGGGAUGUGAUGGACCCAGAAGAGAUGUUGGCCCACAAUGCCAGGGGACUCGACGAAGAUCCACACCUGGAGAGCAUCGAAGCCCUGCAGGCCAGGAUGUUGCAUGUGGAGAAGUGCGCUGAUGGAGAUCUUGCAGCACGUUCGCCCGGCCAACAACUGAGAGAUAGCACUGAUCAUGCAUGCUUUGCUGGAGACAUUGACAAUGACUUUGAAGAUCCAAUUUUCAACACCACUGUCAACAAUAAUCGCCAUCAAAUUUUUCAUCAACUUGUAGCCCAAUUUUCACAGGAAUUUCAAGAAGUCUCCAAACGCGUAGGCAGCCGAUCAGCAAAGCCAAUUCAGAUGCUCGAGGUCUUCUGUAGCUCAGCAAGUGAACUGACCAAACAAACAAAUAAAUUGGGAUAUCGAGCGUGCAGGUAUGGUUUUGAGCAAGGCGACCUUUCCACCAAAGAAGGCAGAGAAGGUUUGUUUGAAAUUGUCAUUCAACAGAAGCCCAACCACAUAUGGUAUAGCCCGACCUGCGGGCCUUGGAGUUCAUGGAGUCAGUUCAAUGAGAUGAGGAGCACCGAAGGCUUUGUCGAAGUGCAGCGGAAGAGAGAAGAAAACCUUUUCCAGUUGGCCCUAGGACUAGUCCUUUUCCGUGUCCAGCGGAAUGCCGGUCGACAUAUGCACUGGGAACAACCGGCCAGGCGAGCGAAGCUGACACCCGUCAGUCCACUGAUUGAGCCCAGUGAAAUGCCGGCAAAGAAGCGUCGCCUCCAUGAGAAGACCACUGACAAUGUAGGAACCCUUUGCAUCCAACUCUGUGAGAAAAUAUCCAGCUUAGCCACUGAACCAAGUGUUGCAGCCCAAUCCUCGGUACCGGAUGUGCCAACCAAUGGGCUCUCGAGCACACCAGCCUUUGAGAGUCAGCUGCAACCACCGAGUGUCGCAACACCCGAAAGCACCAAGGUUCCAAGUCAAAUAGACUUCGAAAGCAAGGACCAUGGUUCCAAGUUCAUGACAAUGUCACCGGAGAACAAGAAACUUGCUAUUCGACUUCACAAAAACUUAGACCAACUAGCUCAAGAGCAUCCGAACAGCCUGACCAAGAGCCUGAUGAAAAUUCCCAAGGUCAAGUUAAGCACUCUAGAUCCUCAUGAGCGCCAGGAAUUCGAGGCUGCAAAGGCCAAGGAG
This is a messenger RNA of Cladocopium goreaui, 1551 nucleotides long. The record is from the annotation of a GenBank genome assembly. Lineage: Eukaryota; Dinophyceae; Suessiales; Symbiodiniaceae.